Salvia splendens (bonfire salvia) is the source of this 1397-nucleotide messenger RNA. Its product is annotated as protein IQ-DOMAIN 25. The coding region runs from base 177 to 1358 and encodes 393 amino acids. NCBI's taxonomy places the organism in Eukaryota, Viridiplantae, Streptophyta, Magnoliopsida, Lamiales, Lamiaceae. Gene Ontology annotation, molecular function: protein binding. The record is from RefSeq and is a predicted model, not a curated record. The transcript is spliced from 4 exons.
UGAGGGCACUGAGAGUUAGUACAGAUUCAACCAAUUAUACAGAUUUUUUUAAUGAUUUCUGUAGACUUUUCAUGAAAAUGGAUUAGGUUACAAGAUCUACAAACACUGGCUUUGUACCAUGAAGUUGUAGAGAGAGAGAGAGACUAUUUGAAUUUGAAAAAGAUUGAAAAAAGAAAAUGGGGAAAGCUACAAAGUGGUUCAAGGGGCUGCUUGGGAAGAAGAAAGAUAAAGAAAACGUGGAAAGCAAUCCAAAUUGCGGCGGCGGCGAUAGGAGAGAGAAGAAACGGUGGAGUUUUGCCAAGUCCGGCAAGGAUUCCGGCGAAUUCAAUCAGAUUCCGGCGGCCGACUCGGCUUGGCUGAGAUCAUACAUUGGCGGCACGGAGAAUAAGCACGCCAUAGCCGUGGCGGCAGCCACGGCGAAGGCGGCUGAUGCGGCCGUCGCCGCCGCGCAUGCGGCGGCGGCGGUGGUCAGGCUGACCAGCCAAGGGAAUGGAGAUUUGUAUACAGGUGGCAGAGAGAGAUUGGCUGCUGUCAAGAUUCAAACUGUGUUUAGAGGAUUUUUGGCCCGAAAAGCGUUACGGGCCCUAAAAGGGCUGGUGAAGUUGCAGGCCCUCGUUAGAGGCUACCUUGUGAGGAAGCGCGCAGCAGCAACACUUCAUAGCAUGCAAGCUCUAUUUCGGGCCCAGGCCGCUGUACGGUCCCAACGGGCCCGUCGUUCAAUGAGCAACGACUACCGGUAUCAGCUCGAAACUCGGGCCAGAAAGCCCGUGGACCGAUUUGAUGAAAAUCAGAGUGAGUAUCAUAGUAGAAGGGUCGCAACUUCUUGGGACCCUUCUGCUACCUCAUUUGACGAUAGUCCAAAAAUCGUCGAAGUUGACACUUGCGGGUCGAAAUCAAGGUCUCAAAGGAUGAAUGGAUGCAUGCCCGAGUACAACGACGAUCACUAUUACCAAGCAAUAUCGUCGCCUCUUCCGUGUCCGGUCCCGGCCCGUCUGUCCAUCCCCGACUGUCGCCACAUGAAAGAUUUUGACUGGGGAUUUGUCAAGGAGAAUUAUAAGUUCCCAACUGCCCAAAACACCCCGAGAUUUUCGUGCUCGGGCCGGGCCCAUGUCCCGGUCACGCCACCCAAGAGUGUGUGUGGGGAUAGCUUCUUUAGGACGUACUCAGACUGCCCCAACUACAUGGUGAACACGCAGUCGUUUAGGGCAAAGCUGAGGUCGUACAGCACCCCAAAACUGAGGCCCGAAUCGGGCCCGAAAAAAUGCUCGUUGAACGAGAUUAUGGCAUCAAGAAGUAGCUUCAGUGCUGUUAGAAUGCAGAGGUCAUGUUCUCAAGUUCAAGAAGAUUUUGAAAUUUAGGGUAUGAACUAUUAUUGUAUGAUAUGCUAAUAUUAUGUC